This is a messenger RNA of Hypanus sabinus (Atlantic stingray), 3879 nucleotides long. Its product is annotated as WAP, Kazal, immunoglobulin, Kunitz and NTR domain-containing protein 1-like. Gene Ontology annotation, cellular component: extracellular region. The transcript is spliced from 2 exons. Lineage: Eukaryota; Metazoa; Chordata; Chondrichthyes; Myliobatiformes; Dasyatidae. The record is from RefSeq and is a predicted model, not a curated record. Gene Ontology annotation, molecular function: protein binding; serine-type endopeptidase inhibitor activity. The coding region runs from base 29 to 1780 and encodes 583 amino acids.
UUUUGGGACCCUUUCCCCCGCGCUAAAGAUGCUGAUGUUUUUGCAGGGACACGUUUACUUCUCAAAGUGCUGCAGAAAUGGAUUGGGUUUGAUGUUUGAGAGAAAGGCCGGAGGAGACCGAAUUCAGCCCAGGACACUUGUGAUUGUGCUCUGCUUGCUGAGGCUGGCCGGAGGCGCCAGUCUCCCCGGCGGAAAGCUCUCCUAUCCCGGCGCCUGUCCAAACCAGCUUAAUCCCAACCUGUGGGUGGACGCGCAGAGCACUUGCGAGAGGGAAUGCACCGCCGAUGAGGAUUGUCAGAGCUUUGAGAAGUGUUGCACCAACGUGUGUGGCCUGAAGAGCUGUGUGGCAGCGAGGUUUGCAGACGGCAGCUUGGCAUCCCCGGAUCUUUCCAAGGAGGCGACGUGCGAGAGGAUCGUGUGCACCCAGCAAGGCUCAGAGUGUGAUAUCUGGGAUGGGCAGCCCGUCUGCAAGUGCAAGGAUAGAUGCGAGAAGGAGCCGAAUUUCACCUGCGCCUCAGAUGGCCUGACCUACUACAACAAGUGCUACAUGGACGCCGAGGCGUGUAUCAGAGGCAUCAGCCUGACGGUGGUGACCUGCCGGUACCACAUCACCUGGCCCAACACCAGCCCUCAGCCACUGGAAACCACGGCCAACCCCACAUCUACGAGCUCGCUGGAAGACCACAUCCCUCCUGCUCUCUACACCAACCCCUACCACCAGUCCGUCUACGUCGGGGGCACCGUGAGCUUUCACUGCGAUGUCAGCGGGCGCCCCAGGCCGGACAUCACCUGGGAGAAGCAGAGCGACCACCGGGAAAACAUCAUCAUGAGGCCUGACCAAAUGUACGCCAACGUUGUGGUCACCAACAUUGGCCAGCUGGUGAUUUAUAGUGCCCAGCAGGAGGAUGCUGGGACGUACACGUGCACGGCGAGAAAUGCCGCAGGCCUCCUGAGGGCAGACUUCCCGCUGUCCGUCAUAAAGCGAGGCCACUCGGGAGAGGGUGCAGCCAGCAAAGGUCAGCCGUUACCAUCAGGAGAGUGCUUUAAGGAGCCAGACAAGAGGGAUUGUGGCCACCAGCAUGUCCGGUGGUUCUACGACCACAAGAAAGGCACCUGUUCCACCUUUGUGUCCGGUGGCUGCAAUGGCAGCAAGAACCAGUUUGAGACGUACGAGGAGUGCAGGUUGGCCUGUGUCAAUGAGACGGUGAACAUCUGCACUUUUCCAGCCGUGCAAGGCCCUUGCAAGAUGUGGGAGGCCCGGUGGGCCUACAACUCGCUGAUGAAGCAGUGUCAUGCCUUUGUCUACAGCGGCUGCGAGGGCAACAAAAACAAUUUUGAGAGCAAGGAGACCUGCGAGGAGACUUGCCCCUUCCCAAAAAACCAGCAAUGCAAGGCCUGCAAGCCCCGGCACAAGAUUGUGCCCAGCUUCUGCAGAAGUGACUACGCCAUCGUGGGAAGGGUGACUGAGAUCGUCGAGGAACAAGACUCCGGCGUGGCGAGGUUUACGCUGGACGAGGUGCUGAAGGACGAGAAAAUGGGGCUCAAGUUCUUUGACUUCAAGCACUUGGAGGUGAUAAUGAUAAACAUGGACUGGAACUGCCCGUGCCCGAACAUAACCCUUUCAGAUGGACCCCUCCUUAUAAUGGGCGAUGUCCAUGACGGGAUGGCAGUGCUGAGCGCCGAGAGCUAUGUGCGGACUGUGAGCGACAAACGCAUUAAAAAACUGCAUGAAAUCAUGGAGAAAAAGACUUGUGAACUCCUGCAUCGCUUCCAGGAUUAAACCGAAUCACCUCACAGCUAGUUCGAUGGUAUUUGUUACUGUUGAUUAUAUCUUGUUAUACCUAGAUCCAAGUAUAAGUUGGUAAAUGCCUUUGUAUUUUUAUUUAUGUGUAAUUCAGCUCAAACUUAUUUUUUCUCCAUUUUUGUUCCAUUUUCACAUUUUUUCAGUGGCAGUGAUCCAGACUUGGGGGUUACUACAUAUUAUUCCACAUCAGACCCAGUCAAAGCUAAUUUUAAAUGCAAUCCCCCUGGAAAUCAGUCCACCCUAACCCAUAACACCUGGACUAUUCCUGCUUCCUUUUACCCCUGUUCAUUGCUGCCAUCGCCAUUUCCUGGGAGCCUUCUAAGGAGGCAUAACUAAGGUUUGCACCUUCAUGUAUUAAAGGAAAUCCAAAAGGCAUAUACAGAUGACUGGACUGGGUGCCAGGAAGAAGGAUUUUGUGAGUUGGUUGGGGAAUCCUGAAUUAGAACAAAGAACUGCUAAGAGGAGACCAUGAAUGGUCUUGACAAGUUAAGUAUUGCAGUUGGAAAUUACAUCUAUCGGCAGAGAACCAGAAGGCACAAUUUUAAGAAAGCACGAAAUAAAAGUGGAACACUUAGCGAGUCAGUGUUCAGAAUGCACUGCCUGAAGGGAUGAAGAAAUUCAUAAAACAAUGGAAUUCCUGCCGCAUGGGACUGGCUAUACUUUCCAUCGAGUACUAGCCAAUAGAAUCAGAAUGGUGUAGCUUCUGAGGGAAUGGCUGUACAUUGAAGGCAGCGCAAAGCAUCGGCACUGGGUCUAAAUGCUGCGGGAGUUAUGUAACUUUUCACUGUCCUCAGACCAGAAUCUAGGUUUAGAAAAUGGUGAAGAUCACGAAUCAAGUUGAUUCCUUGGCUCACGAGCCCCUAAUUUUCAGAUUUCCACUAAAAAAUCACUGCCCCUUUUUCUCACUUUAAGAUGUAAACCUAAAUCUAAUAAUAAUAGUCCAAAACAUCCACAAAUUAACUAAAAAUUAUUUUGGAGAAUUUAAAGGGGACUUCUCAGCCAAUAUAUGAUGGCAACAGUUUUUAAGGAAAUGAAACCUCAAGGUCCAUUUAUUAGCAGUGAACAACAAGCAGCACAAAACUAUGGUAAUAAACAACAUGAGUUACAUAAACACCUAUAAGUCCAUUGGAUUUUGUGUAGCAAGUAAUAGUAGGGACAUCCCUGAUAUAUUAAAGGAUUACAUGCAAGCAAUAAAAAGUAAUCUAUGGAGUUGGCUUUGAAUAAUGUGCAUGUUCUGUAUAGGAAAAUAGGUUAAUAACUGAAUUUACAGAUACUUCCAUUUCAUUAUAACAGAUGAUGAACAAACUUAUCACCCAACCAGCUAGUUACCAUUGUUUGAUAAAGGUUGAAAUGUGGAUUUUAGUAAGAUAUCUAUAGUGCAUGGGUCCACAGUAACUUGGCUUUUUGGAUUCAGAUUUGGCUUUCCCAUAGAAGACAAAAGGUGGUGGUCAAUGGGCCAAAGGUCAGUUUCCAGUGGUGCUGAGCAGAGACCUGUAAAUAUUCAGUGUAUCACAGAUCGGUUGCAGGAGUGGGUAGAUAAAUGUCCAGUGGAGAAUAAUCCAGCCAGAUCUGAGGUGUUACACUUUGGGAGAUCAAAUGUAAGGAGAAAGUACACCAUUAAUGAUAAGGUCUUUUACAGUGUUGAUUUGCAGAGGGAUCUUUGGGUCUCAGUCUGUAGCUUUCUGAAAGUGGCUGCACAGCUUGAUCGGGAAGUGAAGAACGUGUAUGGCAUACCCGCCUUUAUUAAUUGGGGCACUGAGUUCAAGUGUUGGUUGGGAAGAUGUGUGGCACCUUUGUAAACUCUAGUUAGCUGCAUCUGGAGUAAUGCAUUCAGUUCUGGUUGCCACAUUAUAGGAAGGAUGUGGACACUUCGGAGAGGGUGCAGAAGAGGUUUGCCAGGAUGCUUCCUGGAUUAGAGGACAUAUGGACAAACUUAUACAGUGAUUUUUUUCCUCUGGAUUAGAGAAGGCUGACCGAAUAAAAGUUUAUAAGAUUAUAAAAGGCACAGAUAGAGUAGACAGCUUGUAUCUAUUCUCCAGGCUCAAUAUGUUUAAUACUAGGUGACAUGCAUUUAA